Molecule: messenger RNA, 1539 nt
Organism: Saccharomyces eubayanus
Lineage: Eukaryota; Fungi; Ascomycota; Saccharomycetes; Saccharomycetales; Saccharomycetaceae
Gene: MVP1
Product: Mvp1p
Exons: 1
Coding region: 1-1539 (512 amino acids)
Biological process (GO): protein targeting to vacuole; retrograde transport, endosome to Golgi
Cellular component (GO): endosome
Molecular function (GO): phosphatidylinositol-3-phosphate binding
Source: RefSeq, a predicted model, not a curated record
AUGGACAACUACGAAGAUGCUGACCCCUGGAAUGCCAACUCGAAUGCGUGGAAAAAGGACGAUGAUUCCAUUGCCCCUACCACGAAUGGUGAUCCUGCUUUCAGAAGGAUCUCCAGCGAGUUUAACACCUUGAAUUUGUCAACAUCUCUAGACACAAACGACGAAGAUGACGGAUUUUUGCCGGCUAAUGAUGUACUAGAAGAAAGCAUAUGGGAUGAUAAUAGAAGUCAUGCUCUAAAUGGAGCCGGCACAAACCAAACCUCCACGAUAAGCGCUAAUGAAACGGUUAUAAACCAGAAUGAUCCCGAGCAUUUAGAUCGAGACGAUACCGACAAUGACCUAUUCGAUUGGACCAGCAAGAUCAGAAAGACGUAUAGACCUUUGAAUGCCGAUAUUAUUAUCAUUGAAGAGAUCCCUGAGAGGGAGGGUUUACUAUUUAAGCACGCUAACUAUUUAGUAAAACAUUUAAUCACUCUACCAAGUAGCUCGCCUUCUGAAGAUCGUACUGUAGUAAGAAGAUAUUCCGAUUUUCUUUGGCUGAGAGAAAUUUUACUAAAAAGAUAUCCUUUUAGAAUGAUUCCUGAGCUGCCUCCAAAAAGAAUUGGAUCACAAAACGCAGACCAGAUUUUUUUGAAGAAAAGAAGAAUAGGACUGUCAAGAUUUAUCAAUUUAGUAAUGAAGCAUCCUAAAUUAAAUAAUGAUGAUUUAGUGUUAACAUUUUUAACCGUACGCACUGACUUAACAAGUUGGAGAAAACAAGCAACUUACGACACUUCAAAUGAAUUUACUGAUAAAAAGAUAUCUUCAGAAUUCAUGAAAAUGUGGAAAAAAGAGUUUGCCGAACAAUGGAAUCAAGCGGCAUCUUGCAUUGAUACCUCGAUGGAAUUAUGGUACAGAAUCACACUGCUCUUAGAAAGACACGAAAAAAGGACAAUGCAAAUGGUUCACGAAAGAAACUUUUUUGAGACACUAGUAGAUAACUUUAGCGAAGUAACUCCAAAGCUGUAUCCAGUGCAGCAAAACAGUACCAUAUUGGGUAUUAAUAAUAGCUUUGGUAUAAUUAAAAAACAUCUAGAAACUACGAGCGACAUCUGCAAACAAGAAAUGGAAGAAGUAUCAGGGAUGUUGUCCCCUAAAUUCAGAAUCUUUACUGACAUCUUACUUUCUUUGAGAAGUUUGUUUGAAAGAUAUAAAAUUAUGGCCGCAAAUAACGUAGUUCAAUUACAAAGACAUGUUGAAGUAAACAAAGAGAAGUUAGAAUCAAUGAAAGGAAAGCCAGAUCUUAGCGGAGCAGAAUAUGAUAGAGUAAGAAAGAUUAUACAGAAAGACAGAAGAAGCAUAAUAGAGCAAUCUAAUAGAGCCUGGCUGAUUAGGCAGUGUAUUUUGGAGGAAUUUACGAUCUUCCAAGAAACUCAAUUCUUGAUAACACGUGCCUUCCAAGACUGGGCGAAAUUGAAUUCUAACUAUGCCGGUCUUAAACUCAAUGAGUGGGAAAAGUUAGUUAAAAACACUUUGGAUAUGCCUAUUUCUCGUGAGUAA